Cynara cardunculus var. scolymus (artichoke) is the source of this 1341-nucleotide messenger RNA. RefSeq lists its product as uncharacterized. Bases 1 to 1341 code for a protein of 446 amino acids. The transcript has 10 exons. The record is from RefSeq and is a predicted model, not a curated record. Gene Ontology annotation, biological process: regulation of DNA-templated transcription. Lineage: Eukaryota; Viridiplantae; Streptophyta; Magnoliopsida; Asterales; Asteraceae.
AUGGGUGAUAUGAGUGGAGGUAUUAGUUCCAAUGAAAUGAUUAACAAAUCCAAUAAUGUUAUAUCAAAUGGAGAUGAAUGUGAUGUAAAUAUGAAUUAUCGCAAGAAAUGGGAGAAUCACCGGGGGUCAGAGUUAUGGGUUCCUAAAGUUUUAUUCAAGGAAGGUAUUCCAUUGAAAAAGGAAUUUGAUUCUUUAGAAGCUUCUUCUAGUGAUAGGAGAAGGCGUAAUACAAAUUUCAAGCGGAAUGGUUGUAAAGCAUGCCUUAAGGUACACUACGUGAAAAAGAGUGGCCAUUACGAGGUUUAUAAGUUUGUUGAAACUCAUAAUCAUAUGCUUUGUCGUCCUGAUGAAAUGAUGUUCUCUCGUUCCAGACGCCAACUUGAUUACAAGGAUCGUAAAAAUGUUUAUCACACAUCUAGUUCUAAAGUUGGUAUCACUCAAUCACGCAGGAUGCAAUUGGCAAUUAAAGGGGGGUUAGAAUCAAUAGGUGGGACAGCUAGGGAUCAUAUUAACUUUAAAAGAGACAUUGUGCUCUUCUAUGAUGAGAAGGAGUUGAUUGCAAUAUUUUGGGCCGAUGAAACGGCGAGAUCGAAUUACAAACAUUUUGGAGAUACCAUAUCUUUUGACGCUACUUUUUGGUCAAACAAACAUGCAAUGAUUUUUGUUCCAUUUGUCGCAAUUGAUAAUCACAAAAAAUCGGUUGUGGUUGGUGCUUCCUUGAUUAGGAGUGAAUAUGUCAUUAAUCUCUCAUGGGUAUUGAAGGCGUUUAUGAAAGCGCACGGUAGGCAGCCACAGAAAAUGAAUGCCAUGAUGGAUGAGUAUGGCUUACGGGGUCACUCAUGGUUUGAAGAAAUGUAUACAAUAAGAGAAUCUUGGAUUCCGGCCUAUUCCAAGGACUAUCCUAUGUCUGGGUUGAUGAAAACGACUUCCAGAUACGCUAGGUGGUUCAUGAUAUUAGGGAAGAGUCUUUUGAUUGUAGUUGCAACAAUUUUGUUCGCAAUGGCAUAUUAUAUCGCCAUGCGUUUAAGAUAUGGUGAAAUGGAUGUUGAGAAGCAAGUUAUGAUCAACCAGGUUGUAUCAAUGUUUGAUCUUAUUAUUGGGCGUGUACGCAAGGAUAAGAAUUCGUUGGCAAAGUUUGUGGACCAAUUGGAACAGUGGGUUGAUAUCUUACCCCCAACUGGGAUACGUAAUAAAGGUUGUGGAACAGGGAAGCGUCUUGUUGGUAUAUCAGAGAGGACAUCCGUUAAUGCAAAGAAACCCAAAAGAUUGUGCAUAACUUGUGAGAAAAUGGCUUGGCAUGAUUCUCGCAAUUGUCCGUCAAAAAGCGACGGUACGAAAUAA